UUUUCUCUACUUUCUCUCUGCUUCGCAUUACUUUGCUCUCUUUUCUUCUUCUUCUUCUUCUUCUUUACUCACUCAAGGACCAUUUCAUCAUCAUCACCAUUGGUACUAUCUCCUUUCAAUUCCAAUUUCUGACUCAAAAAACCUUUUUUUUUCCGAGAAAAUUUUCUGGGUUUCAGCUUUUUUCUUUCUUUCUUUCAUUUUUUAUCUGCCCAUUUCGUCGAAACUCGAUUUUCUGCGGUUUUCCUCAUUUGGGUUCUGACAAAUUUUUCGUGGGUAGGAACCCAAUUUCGAUGAGAGUGGCUACUGCUACUACUACUACGAAGACGACGAUAUAGAAAAGAAGAGAAGUAACAAAAAUGGAAUCUUUCAAGUACUGCAUGGAAAUUCAAUCGAACGAGCUCAAUUCAUCUUCGGACCAGCUUUCGGAUUGCCUUUUCAAACCCAAUUGGGAGCAGUCCUUGGAUCAGAACGACCCAUUUGAGUCAGCUCUGAGCUCAAUCGUUUCCUCGCCGGUUGCCCCUUCUAACGCCGGCGGCGGCGGCGGCGGUGGUUCCAUCGGCGACGGAAUUAUGAUCAGAGAGUUGAUUGGUAGACUGGGUAACAUCUGUAACUCGGGUGAGAUUUCGCCUCAGUCUUAUAUGUGUAGCAAUAACAACAGUAGGAACAAUUCUUGUUACGCGACUCCAUUGAAUUCGCCUCCGAAGCUCAACUUGUCAGUUGCGGAUCAGCAGAUCAGAACCAACUUUCACAUGCCGAAUCCUCCGAGCUUGGCUCCAUUUUCCGGCGACCCUGGUUUCGCCGCGAGAGCUGCCAAGUUCUCUUGCUUUGGGAACAGUAGGAACUUCGGUGGUGGACUAAAUGGGCAAUUCGGUAUGAACGAGACUGAAUUGCCGUUUAGAUCAGUGCCCAGAAUUGACUCCAUUAAGCCUCCUUCGAGAGCUUCACCUUCAAGCAACCAAGCUCCCAGAGCAGCAGCAGCUGGAGGUGGUGGUGGAUCUCAAUUUCCAAUUGGGGUUCAGGAGAGCAACAAUUCAGGUUCUGAUAAGAAAACCAAUCGAGUUUCAAGGUCUUCAACCCCUGAAAAUGGCGAUUCAAGGGAGGGAUCUUCGGUUUCUGAUCAGAUCCCAAGUGGGGAAACUAGUGGGAAAGCUGAGAUUGAGGCUAGUAAUAAUGGUAGGAAAAGGAAAGCCAUUUCCAGAGGAAAAGCCAAAGAAAGUCCAUCACAAACCACUGUUAAAGAUUCUAAGGUUGCAGCAGUAGAGAAUGAUGAAGCAAAUGUGAAAAGAAGCAAAAAAGAUGAUGGUGCUACUACUGCAAAGACAAAGGUGGAAAAUGAAGGAGUUAAUAAUAAAGGGUCAGGAGAUGGUAACCAGAAACAAACAAAGGAUAACUCAAAGCCUCCAGAGCCACCAAAGGACUACAUCCAUGUCAGAGCUCGAAGAGGACAAGCUACUGAUAGCCAUAGUCUUGCUGAAAGAGUUCGACGAGAGAAAAUCAGUGAGAGGAUGAAGUUUCUUCAGGAUCUCGUUCCUGGUUGCAACAAGGUAACUGGAAAAGCAGUUAUGUUAGAUGAGAUCAUAAACUAUGUUCAAUCAUUACAGCGUCAGGUUGAGUUUCUUUCAAUGAAGUUGGCAACUGUGAAUCCACGGAUGGAUUUUAACAUGGAGGCUCUUCUGUCAAAGGAGAUCUUUCAGUCUCGUGGGUCUUUGCCACAUGGCCUUUAUCCAUUAGAUUCAUCAAUGACAGCAGCAGCAGCAGCAGCAGCAUUCCCUUUUGGGUAUAAUCCCCAACAAAUAAUGCCACAACUACAUAAUAAUAAUGGCAUACCUUCUUCUUCAGAGGCCCAAUUCUCAGUAAACCCUUUAAAUGGUUCAAUGCAUAGAGCCUCAGCAAACAUGCAACUACCUGCUGCCAUAGAUGGAUUUGCUCAACAUGCUCAACAGGCUUCUACUUUUUUUGAGGAUGAUCUUCAAAGUGUGGUUCAGAUGGGUUUUGGUCAGAUUGAGCAGCACAGUCUUCAAGGCUCAAUGACUCAAGCUCAAAUGAAAAUUGAGCUAUGAUAAUUAUGAUAAUACUACUUUGAUUAACUCUCUCUCUCUCUCUUGGAUUUUCUCAUUUGAGGCCUCCCCCAGCCACAGGAGAGAAAGGCCUCUGUAUAUAACAGAGCAAAGUCCCCAGUUUGAGUGAAGAAGAAAGAAUCACUUCAGCUUGGAGAAAAGAUGAACUAGCUUUCUCUUCAUGUUCUAUUUUAAUAUUAGUUUCCAUUAUUGGUCAAAAAAAUUCUCAAUUCUUUGGAGGAUUCUUUUCAAGAAAAUCCUCACUAAAAAAACCUUAGAGAACUAAUUUGCUUCAACAACAAGAGAGUGAUCCAGCAAAAUUUUCAAUUCUGUAAAGACUCCUCUUAUUUAAGCUGUAACAUUUGUCAGUACAAAAAAAAAAAAAAAGUUGUCUUGGAAGUAAGAAAGAAAGAACUUUCCCAUGUAAACUUCUGAUCCAACCUUUUGUGUAUGAACUUACUAUUUUAAUACUAUCAAACUGAUUCAUUGAGAGACUUCA
Molecule: messenger RNA, 2556 nt
Organism: Humulus lupulus (European hop)
Lineage: Eukaryota; Viridiplantae; Streptophyta; Magnoliopsida; Rosales; Cannabaceae
Product: transcription factor bHLH62-like
Exons: 8
Coding region: 357-2060 (567 amino acids)
Biological process (GO): regulation of DNA-templated transcription
Cellular component (GO): nucleus
Molecular function (GO): protein dimerization activity; DNA-binding transcription factor activity
Source: RefSeq, a predicted model, not a curated record